AUGCCUCGUCUUUCGUACGUUAUCCUCGCGCUCGUCGCUCUCGCUUCAGCAUCCGAACCUUCAAAGCCGCGUCUUAUAGACUUCAAUCCCUGGUCAUGGAUCCCAAACAAUCGAAACAAGUCGCCAUCAAUCAUGGAUUAUUUUUUCCCGCCAUCCAGAACCCCAAAGCAAUCUAACUUAGACCCUCCGGCGGACAGACAGCCUCCCACAGUACAAACUACCAUGGAUGACGCUGCAACCAUGACAACUCUUAAUGAGCGUCCGACUACUAUGGCAAGAAAAUCCCACAAUAAAAUUAAAACCACUAUUCCAGCUCCUCGUCCUACAGCCACUGCUUUACCAAAAAUAAAAAAGACUUCCCACAAGACUGUCCCUACUGAGACAACUGUUGAAACAAAAGUCACCCAAACAAUUAAAUAUGAAUCGCAAACUACUAAGGUACCGGUAACUUCGCGGCCAACAAAACAUUACUCCAUCCGUCCAUUGCGCACCACUGAGAUACCAUUUGUUCAGGAAACUGCCUCUACUAUGAACUUGAACAGCGAUAUUACUGAAACUAUUGCCGUUGAAACACUGGGAACUACCAAUGAGAUUGUGAAGGAAACUGUUGUGCCGACUCUGAGUACAGAUCAGCAUUCAACAGAAGGAUCUUCAACAAUAACCAUGGACUCCACGACGUUUAUUGACAGCACCACUGAACCAGCAGAUAGCCGCGAAGGAUACCUUCCGUUGAGAGACAAGCCUCAACAGACCCACGUAAAGAUCAAUGACCAGACUAAAAAAGAGACUGUUCCAUUACCAGCCGGCUCGACAUCUGUACUGGCGAAACCGACGAAGUACCACUACUAUCCUCACAAUCAACACAUUUAUUUGCUGCCUGAAUGUGCCAUUCAACAGGUGUGUAAUGCAGUUUAUGUUCGUCUGAAUUACACUCAACCACUGUGCGCCUGUCCGGCGAGAUACCGGGACCCAUGCUCGGCAAGCCUCAACGCCGACGACCUGCAUACUACGCGUCUUACCACAGAUUCAAAAAAGAAGUACGCGAAGAAAGCAGUAACAUUGGUAAAGACAUGUGAAGCCGUUUCCGAGAUGAGAGAGUGCCGAGCCCCUCGGGAUUGGUCAUUACUUGCCUUGCAAAACAUAAGGACUGGAAAAUCACACUAUUUAGUUAUAUGCCGCUGUCCGGAUACUCACAUUCUUGAAGGACCAAUGUCACACGACCAGCCAACUUACGCUUCUGUGCCUGGCAUCAGAGUUUAUGGAAUGAUGUGUGUACGGCCUAACACUAUCUACCAUUCAGGCUUCACAAAUAGAUUCCCAAGCGGAGUGUCAAGUACUCCAAGCACAUACAAAGUGGACUAUUCUCAACAGCACUCCUACGAUAAACCUGUUUACAAUCGUUUCCAAACUCACAGUUAUCUCGACUCAAAUUACUACAACAGGCGAACUCGUUCGUCACGUAUGAGACGAGACACAGAAUACCCCCCUUUCCCAUGGUACAAAGUUAUAGAACUAGCUCGAUCAUUACAUUGGAUCAAUUAAGAGAAACUAUUGUUUAGAAAAGGUAUGUUGGGUUCAAAGUAGGCCUUGUAUUGUGUAAGUGAAUUCCGCCUCAUUGAAUUCAACGACAACUAUAGUUAAAUAGCUGUUCUAUCUCAAGAGGGUGACUGAUGUGAAUAUAAUGGACUGUAUUCAGUUCAAGAUAAAAAUCAAAUUCAUAUAUACCCCUUGAUAUCUGUUCUAAUUGAAUGGCUGAUGACUUUGAG
Messenger RNA from Pieris brassicae (large cabbage white), 1766 nucleotides. It is a transcript of the gene dsx-c73A, whose product is annotated as zonadhesin. The record is from RefSeq and is a predicted model, not a curated record. The transcript has 6 exons. Lineage: Eukaryota; Metazoa; Arthropoda; Insecta; Lepidoptera; Pieridae. Bases 1 to 1542 code for a protein of 513 amino acids.